GGUUUGGCCAGACCUCUUGUGAUUAGUCAGACCUGGGGAGAUGCAUGGGUCCAUUUUGGUGCUGGAUUAGAGACCAGAGAGAAGAUGGAGGGACAACAGCCAGCAGAUGCAGGAGCUGGAAAAGGCCCUCCAGCUGCUCAGCCUUGGAGCUAUGGAAAGAAUGGGGCAAGUCCUGGGCAGAAGGGCCAAGAGGAAGAAGCCAGCAGUUCAGAGGUCCAAAGUUGUGACUUUAGCAAAGUGCAGUUCCAGGGGGGGAAGAGUCCCCGAGAUGUUUGCACUCAGCUUCACCACCUUUGCUGUCAAUGGCUGCAGCCAGAAAGACACACCAAGGCUCAGAUGCUGGACUUGGUGCUCCUGGAGCAGUUCCUGGCUGUCCUUCCCCCAGAGAUGGAGAAAUGGGUGAGGGAGUGUGGAGCGGAGACCAGUUCCCAGGCGGUGGCCCUGGCCGAAGGCUUCCUCCUGACCCAGGAGUCUGAGAAGAUGCAAGAAGAGUUGCAGUCUUUGCAAGCUAUCACCGAGUAUCCCCAGGGGUGGAAAGAUUCAUCGAAAUCCUCUCAAGAGCUGCUAUUCAGGGAGAUCUCCCAGGAAGGUCAAAGUCAGGACAUUGCACCAGAGAAUAGAAAGCUGUCCUUAGUAUUUUUAGAACGACCUUCUCUUUGUGAUAGAGCUGAAAGAGUGGCUGAACCUCUGCCUCAGGGUGGUGUGUCUUUUGAGGAAGUGGCCGUGCAUUUCUCCGAGGAGGAGUGGUCUCAACUGGAUCCUGCCCAAAAAGCUCUCCAUGGGGAAGUCAUGCUGGAGAAUUCCAGAAAUCUGGCCUCUCUGGGCUAUAAUGAGCAUGGGAAUAAGAAUUGUAAGGAACAAUGUCAACCAGUCGAUCCAAACGAGCAAAACAGGAAUUUUGCAGAUCAGAUGCAAACAAAGAUUGAUGAAACAAACCAAUCCCAAAGUGAAGUUGAAAAAACCUUUCAUUCCACCCAUCAUCUUCUUAGCCAUACAAUCAUCAAUACGAGAGAAAUACCAUAUCAAUGCAUGGAUUAUGAAAAGAGCUUUAAUAAACACGAGCAUUUCAUUCCCCAUAAAGAGACACAUUCAGAAGACAAACAAUAUACCUGCAUGGAAUUUGGAAAGACCUUCUGUUAUUAUGACUCUUUUACACUCCAUCAAAGGAAUCUCAUAGGAGAAAAACCUUAUAAAUGCAUGGAGUGUGGAAAGGCCUUUAGUUGUAGCAGUAGUCUUAAUGUGCACAAGAGGAUCCACACAGGAGAGAAACCAUAUCAAUGUCUUGAAUGUGGAAAGAGUUUUAAGUGGAAUUGUCAUCUUACAUCCCAUAAAAGGAUCCACACAGGAGAGAAGCCAUAUAAAUGUAUGGAAUGUGGAAAAGACUUUAGGAAGAACUGUGAUCUUACAUCCCAUAAAAGGAUCCACACAGGAGAGAAGCCUUAUCAAUGCAUGGAGUGUGGAAAGGCCUUUAGGUGUAGCAGUAGUCUUUAUUCCCACAAGAAGAUCCACGCAGGAGAGAAACCAUAUCAAUGUCUUGAAUGUGGAAAGAGUUUUAGGUGGAAUUGUCGUCUUACGUCCCAUAAAAUGAUCCAUACAAGGGAAAAAACCUUAUGAACACAUAGAGUGUGGAAAGAGCUUUUCAAGAAGUUCUUACUUGCCAUAGAAAGAUCCACGAAUAGGAGAAGCCAUAACAAUACAGGUGAUGAAAAUAACUGAAUUUAGAUAUACUAAUGUGAGAUGGUGACUAGAGAUACCAAUAGAAAUGAGAAAAUAGUUUUCAGUCUAAAACCAGUCGUGUCACUGGCUCCUCCCAAUAAACAUGAACACACAUAUAUUUUAUGUAAGAAAGUUCAGAUGAAGUGCUCUGAAAAGAAGCCACAACUGUGGGAUGUCCUAUAAACACAUAUGCAGAAGUUUUUCUCCAGUGAAAGUGCCAAAUUCCUUUUUUCCUGUGGAGUGACAAAGUCUCAAACAAAAGCUAAAUUUGUGGUAUAUUUUUGGUACAUGUACCUGUAGCCUUAGAUUAAAUUAAAGAAAUACAGUUGGUGUGAUUAUUUAACAGAUGGUCAAAGGAAAAGGGGAAUUCAAAGUAUUCUGGCAUCAAAAGCUGUCCAGCAUCAACUGAGGAAAGUGACUUUUGAAAACUGCAGAGCCUGAAAUAAAGUUAGGACGAUCACUGCAGGAAUUGUUGGUAGAGAGCUGCCACAUGGGAUGUGCUGCAAUUCACUAAGGGAAUUACUACUACUUUGAGUUUGGGAAUCUCACUCCAGCUUGAAAACAUUUACUCCAAAGAGAGCUUAGCAAUAUGCUGUCAGAUCUCUGAGGUAGCCAGACAGGAAUCACGGCCAGACAGGCUAACUCUAUUGUAAGGCUCUAUUGUACUACUACUAUUCAUACUGUGUUGUAAGGCUGUAUGAAUAGAAUUGUGCAAGUCUGAAAGUACA
Notechis scutatus (mainland tiger snake) is the source of this 2444-nucleotide messenger RNA. RefSeq lists its product as uncharacterized. Gene Ontology annotation, molecular function: DNA-binding transcription factor activity, RNA polymerase II-specific; RNA polymerase II cis-regulatory region sequence-specific DNA binding. Gene Ontology annotation, biological process: regulation of transcription by RNA polymerase II. Lineage: Eukaryota; Metazoa; Chordata; Lepidosauria; Squamata; Elapidae. The record is from RefSeq and is a predicted model, not a curated record.